AAUUUUCACAACAACAACAACUUCAUCUUCAGCAACGACAACUACAACAACAGAUACAGCAUCAACAACAGCAACUCUUACAGCAACAACAGCUACUACAGCAGCAGCAACAAGGAGAUUGGGCAAACUUCACGACAACAACCACAGCCACAACAUCGACGACUGCUAGCGACGCCUACGACAAUAUUUCUGUAUGUUCUGACAAUACGACCACAUCAGAAGACCUCUGGUGUAUGACUGACGAGCAGAGAAACUACUACACUAAUCAGUUUAAAACAAUGCAGCCAGACCUAAGAGGAGUUAUAUCUGGAAGCAUAGCUAAGGAAUUUUUUGAAAAAUCAAAACUACCCUUCAGGGAACUCUCAAAAAUAUGGCGAUUAUCAGACGUUAACAGAGAUGGUGUUCUGACCCUGUCCGAGUUUUGUACGGCCAUGCAUCUCGUAGUCUUAAGGAGGAAUGAUAUUGAACUGCCCGAACAACUACCACUCUCGCUUUUUCCCUAUCUCACCGAUGAUCCAAUGGCAGUUAGUGGCACCAAAUCAUCUUCCUCUCCUACUAGUCAGCAGUGGAAUGCAUCGCCAGCAACAACAACAACAACAACUCAUCCUGGUGACAUCAACAGCGCUCCGUCGACAACUAAUUCAGCAGCAGCAGCAGCAGUAGUAGCAACAACAUCGGCUGCGGUAGUAACUGUAGCUGCUAUGGGUGGUGAUGUUAAUGCCGUUGAUUCCCCUACUUCCAGUUCCGUGUCGUCGCCUGGUAUCAAGUCCACCCCUGUCAAUUUUGAAUUCAGGCCAGUCACAUCUGACAAUAAUGGUGUUAAGAUUCUGCAUCCAGUAGCAGUCAGAAUGUCGCCAGAUGAUGCCCCAUUC
Helobdella robusta is the source of this 872-nucleotide messenger RNA. RefSeq lists its product as hypothetical. The record is from RefSeq and is a predicted model, not a curated record. Gene Ontology annotation, biological process: endosomal transport; endocytosis. The transcript is spliced from 6 exons. The annotation marks the transcript as partial. Gene Ontology annotation, molecular function: protein binding; calcium ion binding. Gene Ontology annotation, cellular component: plasma membrane; cytoplasm. NCBI's taxonomy places the organism in Eukaryota, Metazoa, Annelida, Clitellata, Rhynchobdellida, Glossiphoniidae.